UGACAAUAACAUUGACUUUGUUUUGUAUACAUUUUUAAAUUUUCAAAUUGCAGAAAAAAAUCACAUUACAUUAGAGCAAAGAGAAUUUCGAGGAUUUUUCACAAUUGCGAAUAAAAUUAUUUAGAUUGAAUUAUUGAAGUGGCCCUCUGGAAAUAAUUAGAUAGUAUUUGAAAGUUUCAAAAAAAUGACAACUAAUUUAAUUUUGAUGGCUGAGCGAAUGAACGAGUGUUUUUCCGACUCUCUACUUCUGAGAUGUUAUUUAGUGGAGACGAAAAUCUGUCGUGUACAAAGCGAUCAUAAUUGAGAGACGAAGCAAGAAUAAAAACAUACCAAAGAAAACAAAUCACAAAAGAAUUAGAAGUGCCAAACCAUGCUAAGGCACAGCAAAAUAUUUGAGACCGAUGAUAUCACCGCAUUCUUGCUUUGUUAUUCAGUAUGUUUAGCAUAAUAACAAGCAACUAUAAAAAAAAAGAAGUACACUCGAAGAUUCGGAGCUGAUGACAUUCAGAGUACCCUUCACUGCUUUUCAAAGCCUCUCACCCCAAUCAUUUGAUUCUGUGCCGUAAUGUAAACACCAUCUUGUAUAUUUAUGACCAAUUAUUCGUAUAAAUUAUUUACUCAAUGCAGUAAAACAAACCGUGUAAUUGUUUAGUACAUUUUUUCUUUCUAUCAAAUUUCUCUGCAUUCAAGUUUUUAUCCAAAUUCUUUUUAUUCUGAUUUUAUCUUAACCUCUCAACUUCCACAAUUCGGAGAUCUAUGAAUUAAGUAGCAAUAAACCAUCUCAUAUUCGUAUGCGCUGGUUAUAAGUUGAGUAACAAUUCAGUCUAAAGGGACACCAUUGUUGCACAGCUAUGGCAGUGUCCAGCACUGAGCAGUCGGAGGCCACUCGGAUCCAGAAGCUGGAAAAAUUCCUCAACCGGGAACUCAGGGGCAGUACUCUCACUAAUUACACACUCAAAGCAGACAUCAGAGCUCAUCGCAAGGCAGAGAAAAUCAACAAGGUGGACAUAUUGUCAAGCAAGAUGUUCGACAAGAAAAUCCUGAAUGAGUACAAACUCGCCCGACUGCACAUAGAAACAGACCAGAUGCGAUAUGCUCGCAAGCUUCACACAUUCAAGAUUGCCCAGAUGAAGGCAAUGCAGGAGACUUCUAGUCGAGUGAAUACUGCACCUGGUCUACCUAACACUAGAAGGGGAGGAGGCGCCAUGGGAGGAGGGGGAGAUGGCACUGCACGCACAUGGACUUCAGGCAGCAAGAAGAUCAACAAUGCAGAUCUGAGAAACAUAAUUCGGUCUAGCACAAAUGUAAGUUCGGCAAAACUUCGAGUACCACAUGACGAGGAAGAUGGAGAAAACCGAGCAAAAACUGCAGCUGCCGCAUUCGCCAACAGGUCGACUGCAAGACACCUCCUCAAUUCACAGGACAUGUUCAUAGCCAAACUGUCCACUUUGCUCAAACCAGCAGAACAGGAGGUGAAGAGUAAACGCGUUAAAGAAGAGCCUGUGGAAGUGGUGGUGGAACUAACGCCACAGCAGAAAAGGAACAGAUCUAUCGUUAGACUGCCAACCAUAGCUCUGGACGGGGGAACCGCAGCCAGGGAGUUCCAAAAGUAUCCGGAUGCGCCUGAAGAGUUUGUGAUGCGAAGAGACAACCUCCUCAAGGAGAGUGACAAGGAAGACACGAUGUACGCGUGGCUGGGGUUCGACUCUCAAGAGCAGAUGAACAAACGUAGAGGACUGGACAAGUUCAAGUUAAUGGCCAAGAGAGUCACAAUCAGAGCAACACCUCGUACAAUGGAACAAAUAGGAGAAUGAUACAAGGCCCUCCAAUAAACACAUUUGCUUUAUUGACUGAUCUUCAGUUUAAAUGAUUUUAUGUAGUCGGUAGAUGGCAAUUAAUUAAAAACUUUCAGGAAAAAUUAA
Messenger RNA from Symsagittifera roscoffensis, 1922 nucleotides. RefSeq lists its product as uncharacterized. The transcript is spliced from 6 exons. The record is from RefSeq and is a predicted model, not a curated record. The coding region runs from base 852 to 1814 and encodes 320 amino acids. NCBI's taxonomy places the organism in Eukaryota, Metazoa, Xenacoelomorpha, Acoela, Convolutidae.